Messenger RNA from Porites lobata, 1360 nucleotides. Lineage: Eukaryota; Metazoa; Cnidaria; Anthozoa; Scleractinia; Poritidae. The record is from the annotation of a GenBank genome assembly.
AUGACGAUAACUGCGAACUUCACCGGUCUUGAGAAGCAGACCACACUGAGUAAUCCUGUAGAGCGAUACUGUUCCCCAGAAUUAGCUGAAGGUAUACAACAUCCGCUCGUAUGUCUUAUUGUGCUGAACAUUUUCCUGUCCAUCUGUGCGUUUCUUGGGAAUUCGAUCAUCCUAGUUGCGCUUCACAAGAAAUUAUCCCUUCACACGCCGUCUAAACUUCUUCUCCGUUGUCUGUCAGCAUCUGACCUCUGCGUUGGGCUCAUUGCGGAACCAGCCAUUGUUGUGUAUUGGACUUCGCUGGUUUUUGAGGGGAACACGACCUGUCGAUACUCAGCUCUCAUCAGCCACAUCACAAGCUAUAUAUUGGGCUCAGUGUCUCUGCUAACACUGACUGCAAUAAGCAUCGAUAGGCUCUUAGCAUUGAUAUUGGGGCUCAGAUACAAACAGAUUGUAACUUUAAAGCGAACAUGCAUGACAGUGAUCGCUGUGUGGCUUCUUUCCAGUGUCGGCACCACACUCUUUUUUGUGAAUUAUUUCAUAACACUAUGGUAUGGUAACAUUAUAAUAUUAUCGUGCCUGGUAACUUCUAUUUGCGCUUAUUCCAUGAUUUUUCGUUUUCUUUGUUGUCAUGCAUAUAAAGGCCAAAACAGUGUCUACCCAGGACAACCGAACCAAAACCUCCCGCUACUUAACCUUGCAAAGUACAAAAGGUCGGUCAAAAACGCACUGUGGGUGCAGUUAACUUUAGCGGUCUGUUAUCUUCCAUAUGCUGUAGAACAAGCUUUGCCGAAAAGUCCAAAUGAAAAAUCUCAGUCUCUAUAUUUUGUAAGGGCAAUGACGCUGACUUUAGUUGAUCUAAAUUCGUCACUGAAUCCAAUUCUUUACUACUGGAGGAUCGGACAAGUAAGACGAGCGGUGAAGGAAACUCUUCGAAGAUUGGCCUGUUCUAGGUAACUAACAGAGGUUCACGGCGCUAACCCCAACACACCGUUAAAGGCGACAAUUUUUCUCUUUUAAGUUACUAACUAUUAGGAGUUUGAAUUUGAAAGUUAGUGCUAGCGUCAAUGCUGGAAGAAAAUACGGAGAUGAUGCAGUUUGAAGAAAAAAUAAGUAAAGAAAAUAAAAAUGACCCGUGAGAAUUAGGGUGGGUAAUAAUAGCCUUUUAUAAGAAAAAUAUGUUAUGUCCGUGUAUUUGUGAUCAAUAAAGGAGGAAAGGCUUUUGAGUAAAUUUCCAGAGUGCAAGCGGAUGAUUUUUUUGAGGCCUGAGUUUUUUGAAUUAGUAAUUGCUUGUUUAUACAUUUUUAGAUAUCUUUAUUUGCCCAUGGAAGUAAUUUCAUCGAUGUCACGAACAUUUAAGUAA